Molecule: messenger RNA, 3655 nt
Organism: Amorphotheca resinae ATCC 22711
Lineage: Eukaryota; Fungi; Ascomycota; Leotiomycetes; Helotiales; Amorphothecaceae
Exons: 1
Coding region: 233-3409 (1058 amino acids)
Source: RefSeq, a predicted model, not a curated record
AACAACCACCAGGUCCGGAUUCUUCAGCCACCAGCGCGACGACCCCAGCAUCUCACCACCGUCGAUACAUUUCCUCCACGAUCCAGACUUCCUAUGUAAGCCUGCUUUCACCGAAGCUGCAUAUGUCGGAUGCCACUUCGCUGCCUUUGCUACGACGGUGAGGCGCCUGGCACACGAGGGGGAUCAAGGGCUGAAAUCCGAGAGCCUGUACUGGCACCGGCGCGCCGAUUCCAUGGCGAUGGACCAGGAUGCCAGCUCCGAACUGCAAAGGACAGCUUCACAUCGCUCGGCCUCUUCCGCCAGGAGCCAGCGAUCCCAGACCGUGCGGGUUAAGCCCCGAAAAUACUCCUCGUACAUAUCAAGCUCAGCGUCUUCCAUCUCCGAUAAAUCCUUGACCUCGUUCCCUUCCUUUUCGCCGGAAUCACCAAGAGAUGCGCGACCACUGCCACCAAGGUUAACGGACGGGACGGCGAGGUCUUCUCGGCAGGCCUCCAACCCAUCGUCCAUUGUGGAAAGCUUGACCUCGUCCUCCCCUACUCGGAAGAGCCGUGCGGCCCUAUUCGACGAUACCCUCCUCGGUGCAAAACAUGUUCCUGGAGCGCUUCACCUUGCAAACGACGAGCAUAUUGAGCGAUGGAUUGCGCGGAAUGGAGCGGUUGCUUUGGUCAGGCAGAUAGCUGGGGACCUAGCUCAACGAGAAGCGCAGAUAACGACUCUGCAACGCAGAGCCGAGGAGAGGGAGAGGGCUUUGAGGAAGAUUAUCCUGGAAUGUGGGCUGUCAAGCCUAGAUAUAGAGACCCGAUUGCGGGCCAUCGAAAGCGAACAGAAGGCAAAUGAAGCUUCGGCUAGGGAUUUGACUGCAAGUGAGGAUGGGUUACAGAACUUAAUGAACGAUGCUAUGAGUGAUACGGUUGCGUUUGGGGACCUGCAUUCAAGGGAAAAUGAGGCUACGAUACGUGCGAGCGAUGCACUGAAAGCCUUACAGACCAACAAGCCAGCCAACGCUUCAGGGGGCUGGCGAGACUAUCUGUGGGGGACAGGUACGAGCAGAAAGAACAGUCGUGCAAGCAGCGCUAGUAGAGAGGCCGCUAACGGUGUUAAACCAACGGCUUCAACAGUGCGGACUGGUGGCACAUCUAGUCGGCCGACGGUUUUGGAGAGUGGAAUCUUUCAACCUCCCGAUUCUAUGAGUGCGAGCCGUGCGUCCAGUAUCAACUCAACCAACCUCUCUAGUGUGACACGUGAGCGAAAGUCUUCGUCUGGCUUGGCGGCAUUUGCACUCAAGCUUGUUGCGGGAAAUGCAACCGUUGGUCGAGACGUUGAUGCUAAAGCGCGCGGCCGAGCAAGCAGUACGGGGACACCUAGCCAUGAUAGAGCCCAGUCAUCAGCCAGCUCAAGGACAACGAAGUCAGCCAUGGCGGCACCUCCUAAAGCUGUCGCAAAAACGGUAUCGACGUCGCGGAAGUCAACUCUGAGUCAAGGGCGAGGGCUUCCACAGGACAGAUGGGAUACCAUGGGUACCAGUCCACAAAACACCACUUCAGGAGGGAAUGCGGACAAUUAUGGCCCUGUCGAAAUGGAUGCCAUCUUGCCACCAGAUGCCCAACCACCGACUGUGAUGCAAAUGUACAAUAACCCUUAUAGCCAGGAGUUUUUGACCGAUCGAUUUGGGUUUAUUUACGACCAGCGUCGUAAGAGGAGACAAAAGGAAGCAGCUGAAAAUAUCAAGAAAACCAAGAGGGGCAGUCGAGUUGAAAUGCUCAGCAGUGCUCGAAAUGGGAUGUCUGUAAUGUCGUCGGAUAGUGCAGAUGAGGAUUUCGGUGACGAAAGGCCUGCUACACCUACUUCCACGGAGGAGAGAGGCGAAGAUGAGAAGCCAAAACGUUGGCAAGACUACCUUAAAAUUGCAACUUUCCCAACAGAGCUACUGUCGCAUACACCGUCCGGCAGCGUGCCUGCUUUCGAAGUCAUGGAAGGUGGUGAAGUACCCCCGCGUUCGCCAGGAAUCACGGCCGAAGAGAGAGGUUUCUUGCCAUCAGCAGCAAGCACGACAGCAGCUUCGCCUACAGUAUCGAUGUCUUCCGACAAUGCUACAAUAUCAAAUUCUGCCACAGAUGGACCUGUUCCAGCGCUCACGAGUGAGGAUGCAGAGCCUGUAAAGCUACUCUUGAAGCAAUUGGGGGAAGUUCAUGACUCUCUUCAACGGGAGAAGACCGUCAAAUGGAAUGAGUUUCUUCGCAAAGUCCGGGCAGAACGGAGACGAGACGGUCAAGCAGCUGCAGCCGCUCUAGCAGCAGAUACGCGCUCGCAGCGACCCACGGCUAUCAUGCCCGAAGCCUCUCUAGCAGACGGUGAAAUGAUCGGCGUUGCUGGGCUAGGGAACAAGGGCAAAGUUGGGCGUGCAAAAUGGAACGAGUUCAAGUCUCUCGUUCUUGGUGGUAUUCCCGUUGCUUACCGUGCCAAAAUAUGGGCCGAGUGUUCUGGAGCUGCUGCUCUUCGCAUCCCCGGCUACUACGAUAGUCUCGCAGGUCGCAGCGAAAGCGAAGAUGACCCGGCAGUUGUAGCACAGAUCCAGAUGGACAUCAAUCGCACCUUAACCGAUAAUAUCUUUUUCAGAAAAGGUCCUGGAGUUCAAAAGCUCAACGAAGUCCUUCUGGCGUAUUCACGAAGGAACGCUGAAGUAGGUUAUUGUCAGGGGAUGAACUUGAUCACAGCAUGUCUCCUCCUGAUUAUGCCAACCGCGGAAGAUGCAUUCUGGGUCCUGACUAGCAUAAUCGAAAAUAUCCUCCCUCGCGGCUACUACGACCACAGUCUCUUGGCGUCCCGAGCCGAUCAACAGGUCCUCCGCCAGUACGUCGCACAGCUCUUGCCGAAGCUUUCACUUCACCUCGACUCACUCAACAUUGAGCUCGAGGCUCUCACCUUCCAGUGGUUCCUCAGCGUCUUCACCGACUGCCUCUCUGCCGAAGCUCUGUUCCGCGUAUGGGACGUCGUGUUCUGCACUAACGACGGCAGCACCUUCCUCUUCCAAGUUGCACUCGCUCUGCUCAAACUCAACGAGCAACAGCUCCUCCAUUGUUCUACCCCAGCGAGUAUCUACACCUACAUCAAUCACCAGAUGACAAACCACGCCAUCAGUAUCGACGGGUUGAUCCACGCGUCCGAGGGACUGAGGAGGGUCGUGAAGAGGGACGAUGUUGAGAACCGCAGGGCUAAAGCUAUCGAAGCAGAGAAAGACAUCGUCCGACAGCGAGAAGCCAGGAACAAUCUCCGGCGCGCCGAGCGGAUCGCCGCCGCCUCGGCCACCUGCACGCCACCGGAAUCCCAGCCAGAAGAUUCGAGCGAAGCAGCAGGGGCCGAGCCCGGGCACGACGCAAAGGGGGAAUCGACAGCAGCGCCACGCGAAUGAAACAUGGAUUUGGGAUAGAUAGGCCGGCGUGUUGACAUUUCAAGCGGGUUAUUUUUUUCUGUCUUUUUGGGAACGAGAUAUAUACCCCCCUUGUUGGUUGGUGUUUUGUUGAUAGAUGGUGGAUACAUGUCAUUGUUGGCGGGAUGGAUGGAUGGAUGGAUGGGGGAUUCAUACUGAGUACAUAGUAGGAUGACGGGUAGUCAAAUCACAAACCCACUUAUACAUACCAUUUCUGCUUGCUCUUUG